UCGAGAUAUAACUAAGCCUUCAGCGCUUAACAACACUUUUAUUGCAGUAUAUUCUUAUGGUAUAUUUGGAAGUUGCGGUCACAUUGGUCUUGUUUUUCCACACAACAACAAAAACUAUAAAUGGGAAGCAGUUGUUUGUUACCACAAAAUAAAAUAAAUGAACGACAUUGAGUUGAUCAAGUUGAUAGAAAACUAUCCCAUACUCUAUGACAAGGACAGUGCGCGCAGUGUCAAGAAUGCUGCCAACAAGGACGCCGCCUGGAAAACCAUUUCCCAGCAGUUGGGCGCUAGUGAAAGAGCCUGUAUAACGCGCUGGAAAAGCAUCCGGGAUCGCUUCGGCAAGGAGUUCCGACGUUUUCAGGAGCAUCCUGAGCAUCCCACGUAUUGGGACAUGUUUCCCCACCUGCUCUUCCUUAAGAAUCACUAUAAACACGGUCAGGUAAAACAUGAAUCGCUCGACAAUAUGAAAUUCGAGCCAAGGCAUCGAAAACCGCGUCGUCCACGCUUAGAGACCGAGCAGGAGAGGAAGCAGAAGGAGGAGGAGUGCGAGGAGGAUCCAGAAGAUAUCGAGCUGUGUCUGCAGCUGAUUGAACUGGUCAAAAUGCAUCCAGUAUUGUACGAUCGACAUAAAAUAAGGAACUCCAAGAAUCUCUCGGCCAAAAAUGAUGCUUGGCGUGCCAUCUCCGAGCAACUGAACGAGUCAGAAAAACUGUGUUAUAAUCGCUGGAAAAAGCUGCGUGAUCGCUUUGCACGGGAAUAUCGCAACCAUCAAAUAAAUCAAUCAACGCCCAUCUCCUGGCGCUAUUUCAAUGAACUGCUCUUUCUGGGGCGGCAUUUUCGCAAAGGAGUCCCACUGAUCAUUGAGAAUAUUAAGAAACGCGGACGUCCGCCUAAAUAUGCUCAAUGCCAGCAGCAGCAACGUCCGCCCAACACUGUUACAGGUCUUCAGAUUGAAGCUGGUGAACAAAUUUGGGGUGCUGAUUAUCCAUAUAGCACGGACAACGACCCUGAGGAGGAUGAGCUGGCGUAUGAGGAUCCGGAUGACAUUGAAGUUGUGUCCGAGCCGGAGGAAGGCGUUGCUUUUGUGCAAAUGGAGUUGUCUAUGGACCAGGAGCAGCAUCUGCCACAGCAAUAUAUCGAAGAAGUACCUGCCGAAUCUCUGGAGCCACAACAGCAACUCCAUGUGACAACCACAACCAUGCCCGCCAUAGUCGCCAGCGUCGACAACAUUCCCCUGAACAACAAGGAACAACUAACAACAGCUGAUUCAUCUGCGUCUGCUUUCAUAGAAAGUGUCGUGGAUGAAGAUGAAGAGGAGGAGGAUGCUGCGCCUACUGCUGAGAAAUUAAUUGGUGCCGUCAUCAGCAACAUGGAGACGGUGUUGCAGCAGUCCAAGGAUUGCCUUCAAGUCAUACAACAGGCUGCCUCAACAUCCACGCAAUCUAACAAUAGCCUGUUGAGCAAAGUGCAAAUGCUGCUAGAUGGUUUGAGUGCCGAGCAGCGCCGACAGGCUGAGCGAAAAAUUGUGCACUUCCUUUGCGAGUGUCAAAUAAAAACGCUCGAUGGUCAAGAAAUUGAGGAUGUGGCACCAUGCCACAUAUUCAAUUGACUUGCAAUACACAUAACGCUUAUGCAUUUAAUUGGCAAAAGUUGUAAGCUCUGCGAUAUAAAUGAUAAUAAAAGACUAUUCUUAAUAAAAUAGAA
Drosophila sulfurigaster albostrigata is the source of this 1704-nucleotide messenger RNA. RefSeq lists its product as uncharacterized. The record is from RefSeq and is a predicted model, not a curated record. Gene Ontology annotation, cellular component: nucleus; transcription regulator complex. Gene Ontology annotation, biological process: regulation of transcription by RNA polymerase II. The transcript is spliced from 2 exons. NCBI's taxonomy places the organism in Eukaryota, Metazoa, Arthropoda, Insecta, Diptera, Drosophilidae. The coding region runs from base 158 to 1609 and encodes 483 amino acids.